Doryrhamphus excisus (bluestripe pipefish) is the source of this 6874-nucleotide messenger RNA. RefSeq lists its product as uncharacterized. The record is from RefSeq and is a predicted model, not a curated record. Lineage: Eukaryota; Metazoa; Chordata; Actinopteri; Syngnathiformes; Syngnathidae.
GUCGUCCUGCCUGUCAACAACACUGCAACCUGAGACAGGAUAGCAGCCUCUUGGCUAGCUAAGUCAACCUGCUAAGUAAGCUGCUCUGCUAAACACCUACUGUUACAAUUUAUUAUACUAUCUAGUACUAUCAUGUAACUACUCUAUAAAGUUUGGAUUGGGCCAAAGGAAGGACGGACUUGAGUUAGGCUACUUCAACACCUUCCUCCUGUGUGAUAUGACAUCGCUGCUUGCUCAUUACAUAAGUCAGACUUCUACAGAAAACGGUUGAUAUCUGAUCAGGUGCUGUUGAGCAGAAUGGCUGCACAGGUGGAGGUACAGAGCGGGGACGUUGGGAGGACAGUGACAGGAGGAACACUUCACUUGAGUCCUCUGACUGACUCAAGUAAUACAAGUUCAUCAAUCAGUCAGUCUCAUAUAAUCACUCCAGAAGCUAAAAAACCUGUCCCUGGCCCCAAACCGCGUCUUAACCCAAAGCCGUUCACCCUGGAGAAGCAACCCACUAUGAAGCCUGUACCUGCCCCAAAGCCUCACCCCAAACCAAGGCCAGUAUCCACUCACCUUGUUGGAUACAAACCAGACAUUCCAUGCAGUCCAAAACCACAGCACCCAGUUGCCAUCGUCAAGCCAAGUUCUGUGUCAACCAGCCCUGGUCAUCCUACCUCAACCUCAUUUAAAACAUCCACUAAGGUGAAUACUGGGCAAACAACCAAGCCGGUUGCCCCCCCAUUUAAACCAGCCCCUCCUCUUGACAUUGUAGACAACAUUAAACUCACUCCUCCGUUGCCGCCAGAGAGACCGAAACCUAAGAACCAGAAAACACCGAUGCAGAGUGGGGCAUCCAUUGCAAGAGCCAAGUCAUUGGGGUUUCUUAAUCACAUUGACAAAGAGGAGGAAAAAAGUCCAUUAGAGGCAGUUGUCCCACCACGACCCAAACCCCGUGGUUCCAAGCCUAGACCUGUGUCAGCUGUUUUCCUUCACAAUCUUGAGACACCACUUCCUGCUCCUCGCUUGGUUUCAUCUGAUCAGACACCCAAGUUUGAGACAGUGGGUCUGCCAUUACAUCGUAAACUGAUCAAACCCAACAAUCAGGAAAGCCCUACGAAAGAGGAAGCAUUUCCACAAAGGCCACAGCAGCAGACAAACACUACCUUGAGGCAUAAUAGUGAUGUUGAAGAAAGCCUAGUGGCCUCAGACGAGAAGACCAACAAAAAUGAAGACAAAAUAAAUGUAAAAGUGACUGAAGAGGAUCAUCGAGGGGUUAGCGUCAAGUCACGGAUUAAUCUCCUUAUUGAAUCAUCUUCCACUCCUGAGACAGUCUCUGCCGGACAAACAUCGGAUAUUCCUUCUCAAGUGCAGAGAGUCCCUGUUUCUGAACCACAAGUGGGUGUUAAACAGCGCAUCAAGCAGCUAACAGAUGAUAUGCCAACUCAGAGUCCUGUUUUGAAACCAGCACUGAAGUUCCGCACCCUGCCCUCGGACCUCACCAAAAAGUUUUCGUCUGAGAAGUUAUCUGACUUUGGCGGUGUUUCCCUCAUUGAGGAAACAGAAUAUCAUGACAUCAGAAAAGAUCCUCAAAGGAAGGUAAGAGCGAUUGAAGCUGCAACAGUCAACACCAGUUACAAAAAGGAUUUGUUGGAUUUCCAGGAUCAGCUCAAACGGAACAGCUCAAUGACAGAAAGUCCAGCGACAGAAGAGCCAUUUAGUCCUACCAUCAAACAAAGCAGUCCCAGUGUUGAAGUGCAAACAGUGCGAGCGUCCAUAUUUGAUAAUAUUGUUGAGCGAUCCAGUGUGCUGAUGGUGGAUAAAGAUAAACAAUUGGCCAAGGACCCUGACUCACUCAAUAGCCCAUCUUUGAGGAGAGGAAGCAGUGAAGAUGGAGGUACUCUAGUGACUGCCACGUAUAAAGAUUCUCUAUUUCCAAGUUCCCUGCGAGUGAACCACGCCAUGGCCACUGUGAAAGCAGUAGGAGAGAGCAGAGCAGUCAGUGAGAGCAUCCCAUCUGGUCAGCGCGAGGACAAGGCCAUGACCUUACACUCCAGACGCUCUGAGGGAAACAGGAUGAUGACGGCGAAAACUGGUUUAAUUCAAGGAGAGCCCGCUUCGACAAUGGCAUUAGAGCAGCAGCCUCGAUACUUGCGAAUAAGGUCCUUGCAGAAAUGGGCAAGCCCAGAGCCAGGUGUGGAGAAUGAGACACUAAAGCAGUCACCUAAGGAGAAAGAAAUUGAUUUGAGUAAAGACAGACAAAGAGAAGCAGAGCAAGAGGAAACAGCUGCAGCUCCUAAACGCUUGAAAACACUGCAGGGAGAUGAAAAGUCAAAACCCAAGGCAACUUAUUUUGCUUUGACAGGACAAAUACAGGGAUCUAUGUCUCCUUUAGAGGUAGGCACUGACAUUACAAGUUCAGCAAUACUUUAUGAUGAUUUUUCAAUAGGUUCUGGACAGGGAAGCUCUCAAGGUAAGGUUUCUGCCAUUAAGAGGAAUCUGUCAUUAAAUGAAACAUUUGGAAAAAAGCAUCAGGACAAAAAUGUGGACGCAGGGAUGAUAAGUCACAUUUCACCCAGGCAGAUAGCACCAGCAAUGGAUGUGCAAACAGCCGAGAAAAUGCCAGAAGUAAAAAGAGGACCAAAAAAUGAUAAGAUAAACGAGCUUGAGAGGGAAAAACAGAGACAGAUAGAAAUUGAAAAUCAAGCCAUUUUACAAUUUUCACAAAUGAAGGAAAGGGAGAUACAAAGAGAAUUUGAAAGACAGAAAGCGUUAGAAAGGGAGAAACAAAGUGCCCUGGCACAACAGAGACAGCUUAAACAGCUCAGAGAAUUGGAGUUUGAAAAACAGAGACAACUGCAGCUUGAGAAAGAAAAAUCGAGACGGCAGGAUCAGGAGAGGCAAAGAGAGCUAGAAAAGCAGAAACAACAAGAAAUUGAAAGGCAGAGAGAGCAAGAACUAGAGAGACAACGUGAACAAAUGAGGCUGAAGGAGCAGGAAAAGGAGCGACAGCGAGAACUUGAGAGGCAGCAAGAACUAAUGAAGCUCAAGCAACUGGAAAAGGAGAGGCAAAAAGAAGCUGAGAGACAAAGAGAAAUGGAGAGGCAGCAAGAACAGAUGAGGCUAAGGGAGCAGGAAGUGGAGAGACAGCGACAACUUGAGAGGCAGCAAGAACUGAUGAGGUUUAGGGAGCAAGAAAAGGAGAGACAGCAAGAACUGGCUCGGCAGCAAGAGCUGAUGUGGUUGAGAGAGCAGGAGACUGUUAGACAGAGAGAACUUGAGAGACAGCGAGAACUUGAGAGACAGCGAGAACUGAUCCGGCUGAAGGAGCAAGAGAAACAGGUAGAACUUCAGAGACAGCAAGAACAACUGAGGCAAAGGGAGCAUGAAAUGGAGAGACAGCGAGAACUGAUGAGGCAGAGAGAACUGGAAAAGGAGAGAUGGCGAGAGCUUGACAGACAGCGAGAGCAGGAAAAACAGAGGCAGCUCGAACUGGAACAGGAGAGGAGCCGUGAAUGGGAGCGACAGAGACAAUGGGAGGAAGAGAUGCAAAGAGAGCUCGAUAAGGAGACGCGUCUAAUGGAAAUGCAAAGGAAUAAGCAGAGAAUGGAGGACCUGGAGAAAAUGAAAGAGAUAGAGGCAGAAAAGCUCUCAGACUUUGAAAAACAGAAGCAAAAAGAAAAGGAACGACAGCAACUUGAAAAGCAGCGACUCAAAGAGAAGAUGGACAGAGAGAAAGAUAAAAUCAAACAAAUGGCUUUAGAACAGGAAAUAUUGAGACUGAAAGAGAUUGAUAAAGAAAGGGAAAAACAACAAAUUGAGAGGGAGCACGAGGAAGACAUUGAGAGGGAAAAGAUUAAAGAGCUGGAAAGACAAAAAGACUUGAGAAAGGAGAAGCUUCGGAGGGAAGCGGAGCGAAUUAAAGAGAUAGAGCGAAUACAAUUAAUGGAGUUUGAAAUGCUAAAUCGAACAGAGAUGGACAGCUGGCAUCCAGACAUUGAAGAACACAAACUAAGGGAGGCUAUGGAAAAGGCUGAGGCGGAGAAAAUGAGACAAGUUGUUAAACUUCAAGAAGCAGAGAGACAGAGACUCAAGGAGAAGCAAAGGAAAGAAGAACAAGAGAAGAUGAGGUUGGAACAAACCCCGCUAAGGCCCAAAGUGGUGGAUUUGGACGCUGUGCUCAGAACUCCCACCUCUCAUCACACUGACCCAGCAUUACGAUGGAAGGAGCCCUCUCCCAGACCCCAAACACAUAAACCUGCUGUUUUUGACAUAGACUGCUCCAGUCAAGAUCUACUGCCUGUUGCCAGUAUUCAGGAAGUUGAUUCCAACUUACUACGGCCUGCGCCUGAAAGAGAUAUCACCUGGAAGGUACCACCACGGAUGUCUGAUUUUACAAGCCCAGUGUGGACAGUAUCCACACAAGACCCCUGGGAACUACAGCCUAGCCAGAUGUCUCACCCCACCAAAGUCAGCCCAGAUCAUGGACCUAAUAGGAAGGAGCAACAGUUUCUUGCCUCACAGAACCAAUGGCCCCAUAGGCAAGGCCAACCACUUUACAUGGACCCUUUUGCCCAAAGAGAGGCAACAACUGGUGGAGUCUCAAGCAGUGCUCAUGUUGAUCAGGUCUGGUUGCCCAGAGAACUGAAAUCCCAAGACAACAGGGAAAAGGUCUGGAACCACAGGAGAUCACAGGGAUCACAGGAACUGAAUCGGAAGCGUUCACGCAGUAUGUCACGCCGAUCUGCCCCUUCUAGUGGUGCACUAGAGGGUAGUAUCUACAGGAUAAGGAGUCGUAGUGCUCACAGAGAACAGGACCAUCCCAGCUGGGUGCAACAGAAACCAAGUGUCAGUGGUGAGGAGGAGGAGGUGAAGGACUCUGAAACUCCAGUCGGUGAGACUGAUAGUCAAUAUGGGACCUGGGAGACAGGACUACAUACUGAUGACAGCCAAACCUCCGCCACUCCCAACUCGGAAAGCAACCUCAGCCCUUCUCCAAGGAAUGCAACUCAUUCUUCGCUCCUGCAAAGUCAACACGUCUCGCAGUUGGAUGCAGACGUCUUUGACGGCCUGCAUCCUUCCCCUUCCUCUGAGAGCCAGCCACUCUCAUUCCCUGAUGCCCCAACCACCCUGUUAGACAACAGCGCCCUCCGCUCCAGAGUCCAGCUGGGGAAAAAACGUGCUCCCAGGACGCGGCCUUCCAGAGCUGCUCGUCAGAGCACUACCCACGUUGCGGGAGAGGGAGAAGCUUCUGACAACUGGAUCUACCAAGACUCCACAGAGGAGAAGGUUGAGAAUAAGAUGGACGAAGCAGACCCAAAGGAGCAGGGAAGAGCAGCAGAAGCUGGUGCUGCUGUUGCUUCUCAAUCCCAGAGGAUUGCCUUGUUCCCUGGGGUUGACCCCGUUGCUUUAAAGGUCCAGUUAAAGAAGAGGAGUGACUCCGACAAUCAAACAGACGCACCUUCUCCUUUGUUGCCCUCCCGCUCCCCCAAGUCACCCUUCCUGCCUCGGGCUGCUCGGGUACUGCCCCCAGCUGGUGGCAAAGAAAAUGGUGAGGAGGAAUCACCCACCUGGUUGAAAGAGCUCAAGUCUAAGAAGCGCUUCAGUCAGCACGAGAACGAGAACUAAGUUGCCUUCUGAGAUGGAUCCAUAAGAAACUGAGGCCUUAAUGUUCGACUCAGAGAGUAGGAGGGUGGAAUCUGCUGCUGAUGUAUAGAUUUUUUUUUUCUCAUUCCUUUUGGUUCUCUUACUGUCUGGGUUGAUCAUGCAUGGUGCCUUUUUUUAGAGGAUCUAUAAAACAACAACAGCAAAAAAAAGCAAACACACCCAGCUGCUCUGCUUAUAGGGGAGUGACCUCUUGAGAACACUUUGAUCGGGACCAGAAGAAUUGGGGGGUAGUAGUGAAGGGGAUUCAUUUCCUGUCAGGAAAUGGUUAACUUGAGGGACCACUGCACAAUUCACAGCAUGCUGGAUAGCCAGCUAGUACAAUACAAUACAGAAUGUUUAUACUGAGUUUCCUUACUAGACUAAUAUGUACACGUCAGUGGUGGUAUGUGUGUUGUCUUCAUGUUCUCAGUCAUUGAUGGGAGUCACACAAGCAUUGCCAUAGGACAACAUUUCAGACAGUAAUGGUUCCUUGUUGAACUUUGAAAGCUGCUGACCACAUCAUUAGUUGGGAUGUAUAUCAUGUAAGUAAUCAUGAGAUGUUAUAUUUUGUAUGCUUUCACAAUGAUAACGAGUUUUGGGGAGUUUUUAUUUCUCAAUAUUGAGGGUCUUUUUUUUUUUUUAAAUAUGUAUUUUUCCUUUAUGGUAGAUGGAUGGGGACUUUUGGCUAAGUGACUUUGCAUCUUGAACACUCCUUAACAGCACAAAUGCGGCAUUAAUCAUGUCUUCUCCCUCUUUUCGCACCAUAAAAGCCAUACAGCACCUUACUGUUGUCACACACUCCCAUCGUGCUCUGGCAAUGUGCCACCCUCCCCUCAUGUGCAACAAGUGCAUGAUGCACAAUCUUCGCUGCCCAGAGUCAAGGGGAUGAUUUUGACUCACACAACUUUAUCGCCUCGAUUGUUAAAUGACUCCAUAAUACAUGUGUGUCUGCCUCAUCAUGUUUGCCAUUGACCCAUCCCCCACCUGAGCUUCUCUAAAGCACUUUGUCACUUGAUGCACAACAGCACUGACCCUCGUUUUGGUCUCCUGUAUGCGGGUGAGAAUUAGAAUAUUCAUACAAAGAAAGAAUGACUGUGUGGAUUAUCCCUGUUUUUUUUUUUGUACAUGUGUAAAAUACAUUUGAGGGUUUCAUUUUUGUAAUUUCUUUUGUUCAUUUUUUGGUGUUGUUCUGGCCUGUGUCCUAAAGUGAAUCAAUUCUUAAUAAAAAAUCUAUUUGACUUGC